Sitophilus oryzae (rice weevil) is the source of this 715-nucleotide messenger RNA. RefSeq names its product CRISP/Allergen/PR-1-like. The transcript has 7 exons. NCBI's taxonomy places the organism in Eukaryota, Metazoa, Arthropoda, Insecta, Coleoptera, Curculionidae. Gene Ontology annotation, cellular component: extracellular region. The annotation marks the transcript as partial. The record is from RefSeq and is a predicted model, not a curated record.
UGUAUUAGAUAAUAAAUUUGUUAACAACUGUGUAGUAUAGACCAUCAAAAUUACUAUGGACUGAAUAAACUAAAAAAGAUUAGAACCAAAAUAACAGAAUAAGUUAAGAAUAAAGUUUUGAGUAACCAUUUUGAUAUUUUUAGUUGCUUUGAAAAUGAGCCAAAUUAUGUGGAUUUCUAUAAUUCUGAUGGCUGUGUAUUUUCAAUUAGGUUCAGGAGCUGGAACUAUACUUGGAUCUGGUGUGUCACAAUCUGAACAGAACGCAAUUGUAAAUAUUCACAACAAUUUCAGACAACAAAUAGCCAGCGGUUCUGUUCCUGGUCAGCCGAAAGGAAUCAAUCUUCGCCGUUUUAGUUAUGACAGCAAACUUGCCGAGGAAGCCCAGAAAAUAUCAAAUACCAUGGUUUUUCAACAUGUUGCUGUAAAAGACAGUCGAUUUUACGUUGGACAAAAUUUAUAUCUAACUUCAUCAACAGCUGCUGGAGGUCCAUCAGAUUGGAAUGCGGCAAUAACAGGAUGGUUUAGCGAGUAUAAGUCUUAUAAAUAUGAUAAAUGCUGUGCUGGAUUUGAAAAGACCGGACAUUAUACCCAAGUUGUUUGGGCAGAUACCAGGUACGUUGGUUGUGGCUACACAUACUACUAUGAGGCUGGGACUCAAUAUCCUUAUAAAAAGUUUUAUACAUGUAACUACGGGCCAGGUGGGAAUAUUGCCGGC